UGCCCCAAAAGCAGAGGCGAACAUGGCAGGCACUUUCUCCGCCUUUCCCUUCGGCUGGGCGGUGGAUUCCGGCGCGUUGGUACCCUCCCAAGGCCGCAGACAAGACUGGGGACUGACUAGCAGUGGAGUGGGGCUCAACUAUAGCACACCAUUGCCCUUCCCACCGCCCUAUGCACGAUCUACGAUCCAGGAACCCUUGCCACCUGCCUCCCAGAAAGCGUGGCGGGAUGAAGUCAUUCCCCGGCUGGGAACCACUACACAACUUGCCCAUGGCGUGAAAACUCAUGGGGGAGUGCUAGCUCAACCCCGCUACUCUGCCUCUGCCGCACAUCAGGACGUCCACUACAAUACAGAUUUGAGAGAGAAGAUGAAGCUUAGAGCAUGGAGGUUCCCCCUGACUAUGGGCAACCAGAAGAGUGAGAUCCAAGCACAUUUUCGUGGCUGGCCCAAUCUGCCACAGGAGCCCGCCUUUCAUGCUGGGCCUCAGCCCUUCAGGUUGGCGGCUCAUCACACAGACGGAGCAUCCAAGUCAGUGGUGGCCACCACACGGAACAAUGACCUCGCUGGAAGACCUUUCUACAUCCGUGACAAGGCAGUUCUGCAGCUCAAUGAACCCUACUUAACUACCACUGCCCAGGACUUCCGGUCCUUCACACAGAAAGAACUCCAAGGGUAUACUCAGAAGGAAAGUCUCAAUUUGGAUCCUUACCCUCUGAUCCGUGUACCUGGUCCUAUGCGGGAUAUCCGGAUACUUGCAAAGGCUACCCGGGUGCCCCACCUGAUCCUGAACCCAGCCGUACCUCACCGUGGUUUAUGCAGCCUGGCCCAAGAAUCCUACCAGCUUCCCCAUGACUACAAGCGAACCUGGGAUCGCUUCUGCCCUGUGCAGCAGCCCCCCACUGUUUCCUGCCGGGUGCCGGUGGUGGAAAUCUUGUGCGUGCCACGCAUGUAUGAGACAGAGUAUAAGUGCUAUGGAAGUGGCAAGCCUUCACCAAUGUGAGAUGGGCAGGGAUUCACACUCACUUUUCCCUGUCUUCUACUCCAGCCAAAAAAGAGGAAAAAGAAAUACUUCACCCUGUUUACCUUUGUGAUCAUUUCGUUGAAAAAACUACAACAAAAGCUUUAGAUGCAUUCAGGAAACUGAAUGUUCUGAGUCACACUGUCUUGGCAUUUUAGCUUCAGGAAGCUAUGACCAAAAUAGGCAUAAAAGUUGCACUGCUUGCACACUCACCUGGAGAAUAUUAGGCCCAUAGAACUGAGCAAACCUGUACAGGAUUAACCUGCAAGAAUAGAUUCAGGUAGUGCAUUAUAUAAAAGAAAGAUAAUUGAAAAAAGGGUCCCCAAAGGGGACUUCAGGGGUGAAAUAAAUUAAUCUGUCCUUCUUGUCUUCUUAUAAAGUACUUUAAUCUCACUCCAUACGUAACAACACUAGAUGUACAAUGAACUGAAUACAAAAAGUCAUACAUGAAUAGCAAAAGAAGGGACUAGCGCUUGCUAGGCCUGGCUAAUUUUUAAGGAUGGAUAGCCACAGCCAUAGCUCCAGUUACCACAAAACAAGGCCCGCCAUUUUGGCUCCUUGCUGCAUGGUUCACUGGUGCCUCAAGCAUAGAUAGGUCCUCGCAGAGUCGGCAACCAGGUUUGCUACAUCAUGCCCGCUUCAGGCUCCAUCUUUUAUAGCCUGAACCAUGUCAUGUUUGCUUAUUUUGGUUUAGCAUGUUAUGUGAAAUCCCCCAACUUUUGGUUUAUUUAAACCACGCUUAAGCAAACAAAUAGUGCAGUUGUUUGAACCCAACCUGAAUGUGAAAGAUAGGCAAAUAUUAUGUUCACAUUAAUAAUCCAUCCCUCCUGGUUUAUAUGAGAUUUUCCUAUGUUGUCCUCAGUAUCACCUGGGAAGUUGGUUAGGCAGAGAGACGGUGACUUGGGCUGCUUGGGUAACAGUGGUACAUCUGAAGAAACAGGCGUAGGAUUGUAUUGUUCUCCUAGGCAGAUCUCCUAGGUUUAAAUACAACAUCCCAAACCAGUGCUACGUAGGGUUCUCAGCAGGAGUGGGGAACCAAUACUGUAGCUCUUUAGAUGAUGUUUACCCUCAGCCCCAUGGUCAAAUGGGAGGAGUGAUAGGUCCCAAUAACAUCUGGAAGGCCAUACAAGUUCCCCAGUCUGGGAUUAGAGUUUUGGAUUGAGAAUGAGCAGUUGCAGAUUCAGUUAUGUUGCUAAACCCUGACAGUCACAAGGGGACUAUCCUCCUCCAGGAGAUACACUUUAUAGGAUUGUGGUGUGGAUCAAGUGUGAGAAACAGAAGCAGUACUUAUGCUGUGAACUUCUGGAGGAGAUGGGAUAUUAAUGUAAUUACAUAAAUAAACAAGCUGCUCCAUCUUGUCUCUUGACUGUGUACUUUUGAAAAUUAUUCCAGUAGUGACAAGUGAUGAGUCAGAAGUUCUAUUAAAAAAUAUCCAUAGUGAGCUGUCCCAGUGCUUGUAUAGCUGCAUUCUAACCAUUUUCUGGCACAAAGUGGCAUAUUGGCUGUAUGUGCUUUGGAAACACCUUUGAAAAGAUUAAGUAAUGUUACAGGCCUCAAGUGCAAUUUUUAAAAAUAGCUUAACAAAGUCAGCCAAUUCACUGUUGCAUCCCAAGCAUACAGUUGUGAAUGCAACUGUUUAUCUCAAUAAACCCAAAGUUGGUGUAUUAAAGGGGUGGCUAGUGAAUAGCAUAAAACAUAAAGCUUGCCCAGUGAAAAAUAAAC
Molecule: messenger RNA, 2740 nt
Organism: Candoia aspera
Lineage: Eukaryota; Metazoa; Chordata; Lepidosauria; Squamata; Candoiidae
Gene: SAXO3
Product: stabilizer of axonemal microtubules 3
Exons: 5
Coding region: 23-1000 (325 amino acids)
Source: RefSeq, a predicted model, not a curated record